This is a messenger RNA of Penaeus chinensis, 441 nucleotides long. Its product is annotated as keratin-associated protein 19-2-like. The transcript is spliced from 2 exons. Lineage: Eukaryota; Metazoa; Arthropoda; Malacostraca; Decapoda; Penaeidae. The record is from RefSeq and is a predicted model, not a curated record. Bases 56 to 328 code for a protein of 90 amino acids.
AGGUUGUCCUGCCUUGGUUCAGAGCUGGUUCUCUCUUGCAUGCGAAACCCUGAACAUGAAGCUGUUAUCGAUGAUUCUGGCCCUGUUUGUGGCCCUAGCAGGCUUGGUGACCCUGACCAGUGGCAUGCCUGAGGCUAUCCCUAACCCCGUGGCUGACCCCGAUCCCUUCAAAUACAAAGGCGGCGGAGGAUUCUACGGAGGAGGAUUCCGAGGGGGAUAUGGAGGCUACAGGGGGCAUGGCUACGGAGGUUUCAGGCGGGGCUACGGAGGCUACGGAGGCUAUGGAGGCUACGGAGGCUACGGCUUCGGCAAGAAGCAUUUCGGGUAAAGCCUCCAGUUGUCUCGAUUGCCUCAUAAAUGGGCUUUCCCUGCAGACGACACUAAAAACUGAAAUUCAUAUUGACUGUAUCUUUGAUCCGGAAAAUAAAUCAUACAAACUGA